Schistocerca nitens (vagrant locust) is the source of this 1749-nucleotide messenger RNA. RefSeq lists its product as uncharacterized. The record is from RefSeq and is a predicted model, not a curated record. Gene Ontology annotation, molecular function: nucleic acid binding. The transcript has 3 exons. Gene Ontology annotation, biological process: DNA integration. Lineage: Eukaryota; Metazoa; Arthropoda; Insecta; Orthoptera; Acrididae. The annotation marks the transcript as partial.
AUUUUGACCACGCCAGGGCCGCCAACUCACGCUCGGCCUAGACGUUUAACGGCCGAAAAGCUGAAAGUGGUAAAGCAGGAAUUUCGCAGCAUGCUGUCACAAGGUAUCUGCAGAGUUUCUAGUAGCAGUUGGGCAUCCCCAAUUCACAUCGUGCCUAAAAAGAAGAAUGGAUGGCGCCCCUGCGGUGACUAUCGCCAACUCAACGCAAGGACCACUCCAGACCGGUACCCAGUUCCACAUAUAGAAGACUUUUCUGCAAAUGUUCACGGUAAGACUAUAUUUUCUACCAUUGAUCUAGUUCGAGCUUACUAUCAGAUCCCUGUAGCUGCAGAAGACAUUCCUAAAACAGCGGUGACAACACCAUUUGGUCUAUUUGAAUUCACCCGAAUGCCAUUCGGACUAUGUGAUGCCGCCCAGACCUUCCAACGUUUUAUGGAUGAGGUUACAAGAGAUUUAGAUUUUUGCUAUGUGUAUAUAGAUGAUUUAUUGGUGACGUCUGCAUCGGAAGAGGAGCACUUACAGCAUUUGGCACAAGUGUUUAAUGCACAGGGUAUUCGACUGCCACAUAGUAAAGUAGAGGCCAUAAACAAAUAUCCCCGCCCUGUCACAGUCAGAGAAUUACGACGAUUCAUUGGAGUAGUGAAUUUCUACCAACGCUUCAUUCGCAAUCAUGCACUGAUAACUGCACCAUUGAAUGAACUACUUAAAGGCGCACCUAAACCUAACCACAGUCAGCGUUUUGACCAUGUGCAUGUUGACAUCAUCGGCCCACUCUCGACAUCGGAAGGCUACAGUUAUUGCCUCACGGUGAUUGACAGAUUUACUAGGUGGCCUGAGGAAUUUCCAAUGAAGGACAUCACUGCAGAAACUAUAGCUCAAACAUUUUUUCGUGGUUGGAUUGCCCGGUUUGGAGUUCCACUGAGAAUUACAACUGAUCAAGGACGACAAUUUGAAGCCUACGUUUUCAAAGCAUUGGCUACGUUAUUGGGUACGAAACGCAUACGCACCACGGCAUACCACCCCGCAUCAAACGGCAUGGUUGAGCGUCAUCGACAGUUAAAGGCAGCACUGAGAUGUCACGCAACACCGAAGUGGACAGAGACACUACCUAUCGUACUUUUGGGUCUACGAACGUCAUUCAAAAAUGAUCUGAAAGCAACAGUAGCAGAACUGGUGUAUGGACAAACGUUACGCCUACCAGGAGAAUUUCUGCACAGCAUGGCAGAUGAUACAAUCACAGCCUCAGAAUUCGCCACAAGAUUAAGAGAGCAUAUACGUCAAUUGAGACCAGUAAUGCCCAGAAACCAGCUUGGUAGACACUCGUUCGUUUUUGCGGAGCUAGACAAGUGCACGCAUGUAUUCUUACGCAAUGAUACUGUGCGUAAACCACUGCAGCCACCAUAUGACGGACCAUAUCUGGUAGUCAGUAGGGAUACCAAUACUUUCCGCAUAAUGAUUAACGGUACACUCACCACAGUUGCAGUGGACCGUAUCAAGCCUGCAUUUCUGGACGCAACAGACACCACAGCUACCACUGAACACAAACCAGAGAACACAGGAGAAGCUACAAGAUGUGUUCCUGUACCCCAUGAACACCACAACGCUCAGCGAACACCAAGACCGACGUCGAGGACCACUACACCACUUCCUGACACAACCACUGACACACGUGACGCACCGCCCGGUUUCAAGAAAGAAGUAGUUACAAGAGCUGGACGCCGUGUGAAAUUUAAUCUGCGGUAUCGUUAG